Pseudo-nitzschia multistriata is the source of this 3795-nucleotide messenger RNA. Lineage: Eukaryota; Bacillariophyta; Bacillariophyceae; Bacillariales; Bacillariaceae. The record is from the annotation of a GenBank genome assembly.
ACAUUCUUUUCUCCGACUACGACGUACCAUAAACAAUCGUACAGUCCCUGCCAUUGUACGAGUAUUUACGUGAAAGCUACGUAUUCACUUGUUUUCUGUCUUUCGAUUGAAAACGACGGAAAAGGAGCUAAGUGGGACUCGGAUUUUUCUGUGCAGACACGCGCGUUGUGGAAGUAGCUCAUCGGAUUGUUUUUUUCGUUCAAUCUUUCUCUCUCUCGAAGCCAUUGUUCAUUGUCAUUUUGAACCAACCGUCCAUCGGAACAAUGAGAAGGACCUCGAUUGGUAGCAGUGGUAGUGCUGGCGGUAGAAGCCUUGCGAGUGUGCUUAGCCACCGGAGUUGCGAUCCGGGGAGAGAAUCUUCUGUCUCUUUGGCGUCGCACCACGACAACGACAACGACAACAUCGACGAGAGAAGCAGGAGAUCUGCUUAUUCGUUCGAAAGCGGGAGUGUUCGCACUUUGACGAGUCGUGGCAAAUGUGCACCCUCCAGCAGCAGAGGCAGCAGCAGAAGGAAUCGAAGCCGUUCUAGUGGGAGACAAACGCGAACGCGAGUUGGUGUCGACGACGAGGACACAACCACCACCAGCGGCAACAGACGAGUCCUUUUGCAAAACCAGAGCAGUCCGGGGCAAAUUCCCGCCGCGGCAGCCGCUCCACUGGAACCAAGCCUUUGCGUCAUGUCGGUGGUCGAAGAAGGAUCUAAUAUAUCGUUUUGCUGCUACAACGAAGAUCGAAACGAAAUCACGACGGAAACCUGUGCGGCCGUGACUGGAUACGAGACAGAAUCCUUGGUGGAGCGCUUCUUGCAAGCGACGCGACCCAACAUGGUCUUGGUGGGGUAAGUACGAAAAUAAAGAGCAACGCAGGAAAUAUCGUUUUCAAAAAGCCAUUCCGAAGGAUAUUAUUAGUUGUUUUACACUCUAACAGUCGUAUUGUUUUGUCAAUUUUACAAUUCACAACUUGGUUCGUUCCCGAUAUAUUUUCCCUUCAAUGUCGGCUCCAAACCGACUACCGAAUAGAAAUCGGAUCGUCAACAACAUUCCUCUUCUUGAAAUGGUAACGCGACAACCUCAACCUCUUCUGGAAACCGAACAUGAGCAGCAGGGGCACCAUCACCGUCAAGAAGGAGGAAACCCCUCGCCUCGGUCUUCCAUUCCGUAUCGUCUGUUGAAAUCAGGAAUCUUUGACGUUCGUGCUUGCAGAAGUAUUAUUUUGCAAAAAUUGCAGGUGCUCUCCAUGCUCAAACAAAGAGCCAUGGACGAAGCACGACUAUCAGCAACCGCAGCAGCAAUGGGAAGGAGCGACAGUAGAUAUCGAAAUCACCCGGACAACGAUAGGCAUUUUCCCCGGGAUGGGUCAUCCACACAGACCCUUUAUCGCCCUUCCAGUUAUCAUUAUUUGGCAGCCGUCAUCGAUUUCGAUUCAAAGGUUCUGGUGCAAGCCCUGGGAGCUCUUUUGUCGUAUCUGCAGAAAACAGUCUUCCAACUCGAGGAAGGGAACACCAUCACCGUUAACAGGAUCAUCGAGGCUGGAAUAUCGUCGUAUUUGAUCCUUUCUCCGUCGACGUUUUCGGCGCUCAAUAUCUUUUCCACCGAACGCCAUCCACUCAUUGCCAAGGGACACGGGCAUUCCAAAGAAGGUUUUAGUCUAUACUCCUUGCUCGAUCGUACCAAGAGUAAGUGGGAACAGCGAAACGGAAAACUGUUCGCAAGGGUAUUUCCAACAAUCGACCAAUGACCACACGCAAUCCCAUAUCUUAGUGACCGAUUUAGACUUCGUUGUUCCGAACUCGCACGUUGACUAACAGCUCGACGUUCCUUUUGGUUGCCUUGUUUUUUCGUUUCCGUUUCGCUCCGUCCAAACAUUAACAACGGCGAUUCAACUUUUUGCUUUGUUAAAACAAACAACCAGGUCGAGGGGGGAAGCAAUUGUUGCGGGAGUGGAUGCUCAAGCCAUUGACCAAUCUGGAAAACAUACAGACACGCCAAGACGCUAUUGAACUAUUCCUGCAGCCAAGCAUGCAGGCAUCGGUUGGUGUUCUCAUCGGACUUUUGCAAAAGGUCGGUCCGGUGGACAAAAUCUUGAUGCGAAUCCAAAAAUGCACCGUCAAGCCAACUGAUUUCCUGGUCCUAACCACGACACUCUCCGCAGCUAUUUCGAUUGGCAACGUGCUCCGGAACGAUCUUCUGGCGUCAAUGAAUCAUACAACAGCUCCGCCACAACAGGGCCCCAACAGUUUCUCGUGUGAUCACCAGUACUCCUUCUUCUCGGAACUUUGUAUCGAGUGCAAUGUGGAAGUUAUGAUCGAUCUGAGGGAGCGCAUCACAAAUACCAUCGAUAGUGAACUAACCUUGGAGGAAAAGGGAGCCUCGGUCGUGAUUCGUCAUGGCUUUCACGAGCAGUUGGAUGGCUGGAAGGAACAAUACGAAUGUCUCGAAGAAACCCUGGCAGAAGCAGCAAAGGAUCUCUACCAUAAAUACGGUCAGCAGCUCGAUGGGCUGACAGUAAUAUUCAUACCACAGGUUGGAUACCUGGUAGGCUUAAACGAAACCCUUGUUCUUCGGACACUCAAAGACCCCACGUCCCCAUUGCCCCCAGACUUUGAACAGAUUUUUGUUCAAGACGGUGAGGUUUUUUUCAAAUGCGACGAGAUGAGAAGGAUGGACGAAGAAAUUGGUGACUUGGAUGGCUUGAUUAAAGACACAGAGCAAAUGAUCGUAACAGAGCUAGAGGAAAACAUCCUCGACACGGAAAACGAACUUCGAGAAUGCUUCAGGGCUUUGUCAACCUUGGAUUGUUUGCUUUCGUUCGCCGAUUGCGCUGCUGACUUGGGAUUCACUCGACCGCAGCUGAUUGACGACGAUGAAGAUCUUCAACCUCGAGGUCACCAGCAGCAACACCAUCCGCAACGGAAGCAGCUGAUAUACAUCCGUGACGGCCGUCAUCCGCUCCAAGAGAUUAUUUGCGACACCGAUUUCGUCAGCAACGAUGUCCAGAUUGAUGAUUCCAAGCAAAUAUUGUGCGUUACCGGACCGAAUUAUAGUGGAAAGAGCUGCUACAUGCGACAGGUUGGACUCCUCGUCUACAUGGCACACCUCGGAUCGUUUAUUCCGUGCACGCGAGCAAUGAUUUCCAUCACAGACCAAAUUUUCGCACGCGUCUCGACUAUCGAGACCUGCAGUAGACCCCAAUCGAGCUAUCAAUUGGAGCUCACCGAAAUGGCUGCCGUUCUUCUAAAGGCAACGCCAAAAUCGCUCGUCCUCGUCGAUGAAUUUGGAAAGGGGACCAACCCCGCGUCGGGAAUCGCAAUACUGGGGGCCGCUUUGAAAAGGCUUUCGACCAUCCGAUGCAAAACGGUAUGCGUAACCCAUUUUCUGGAGAUGUUUACCAUGAAUGUCAUCGAAGACGGCGAAGAGGGCAUUCAAGCUUCUCGAAUGACGAUUCAUUUGAAGGAAGGGGAAGAGGACGGUGCUUCGCCCUUGUUCAAGCUGGAAAAGGGUGUCGCCUCUUCGUCAGCCGGCCUUGUUUGUGCAAAGAAUGCCGGAGUGAGCCAUGCCGUCAUCGAUCGUGCCAAAGAAAUUAUCCAAACCAUGAGGGCGAGGAAAUUUAUUCGGCCGUUGCCAGAAGCAACAAAGCAAAUCCUGAAAUUGGUGGGAGUAGAACGGGAAAUGCUCGCGCAUUUUCUAUCAGUGGAUUCCUGGGAAAACGCCAGCGAUGACAGUAUCAUGGGUCUGCUGCAACUCUUAGCAAAAGUGAGCACUCAGGAAUAGUUCAUAUACCGGCGCGAAAUCCUUU